UGACUGGCAGAAGCUACUUUUGAAGGUUUUUCUUUUUCAAAUUUACCUCCAGCUCUCCUAUGCGAUGUGCAGCGGUGCUUCUGAAGUCCUUUUUAGGAAGGUGAUCAAUGCCACGUCUUGCAUUACUUGGAGUGUUUGCAACAAGAACAAAUCAGAAAGGGAGGACGGCUAACUGUGGAAAGAAUUUCAAUGCAGCCGAGUCUUCAGUUACAACAUCUCCCUCUUUGCGGCUUCCUCCUGGAGUGACUAAUUGAACAUCAUACAGCCUUGUUGGGGCUUGCCUGAGACUUCAGUGGGAGAACUCUGCAACGUUCCUGAACAGUUUUUCAUUCAGUCUGAAGCCUGGGAGGGUUAAUGACAUCGGUCCUGCGUCCGACGCUCAAUUUUGCUUUUGUUUUCUCCCCUGGAAACCGUUCUGGUUAACUCAAUGCAGACUCCACGGAGCGAUACAAAAACAACUGAGUUGUCAAGUUGAAGAAUCCAGAGGAGGCUCGAGUUUCAAAUGUUCAGCUUAUGCGAGUGUCCUGCGUGAGUCAGGAGCUCAAAGGACAAUGAACAAAGACCUCCGAAUGGCCAGGAAAGGGCUGCCGAUGGGUUUCCGACACGGUCGGAGACACUCGUGUUUGGGUUUUGAUGUUGAGAAUGGCUUGUCGGCGGGUCGCAGUCCACUGGACUCUCAGACCAGCCCGGGUUCUGGGCUGGUUCUUCAGGCCAACUUUCCCCACAGUCAACGGCGCGAGUCCUUCCUCUACCGCUCCGACUCCGACUUUGACCUUUCACCCAAAAACAUGUCCCGCAACUCGUCUACUGCCAGCGACCUGGAGGAGGGAUUGAAGCAUUGGGAAAUCAAUAGGCCACCUCGGCAUGGAGAAGACAUGAUAGUGACUCCAUUUGCACAGGUUCUUGCCAGUCUGCGAACAGUGAGAAGUAACUUUGCUGUUAUGACAAAUCUGCAAGAGCGUGUAGCAAACAAGCGCCCAACCAGCAGCAACCAGCCAUCCAUGUGCAAGCCAUGUCUUACAGAGGAGCCGUAUCAGAAGCUGGCGGUGGAGACGCUAGAAGAGCUGGACUGGUGUUUGGACCAACUGGAGACGCUGCAGACGAGACAUUCUGUUGGAGAGAUGGCAUCCAAUAAGUUUAAGAGGAUGCUGAACCGCGAGCUGACGCAGCUAUCAGAGACAAGCCGCUCGGGGAAUCAGGUGUCAGAGUUCAUCGCCAACACCUUCCUAGAGAAACAGCAUGAUGUGGAGAUCCUCUCUCCAACGUCUAAGGAGAAGGAGAAGAAGAAGAGGCCAAUGUCACAGAUCAUUGGCGUGAAAAAGACCACACAGAGUCCCAGCUUAGCACCCACCUGCAUCCCCCGCUUCGGAGUCAGCACUCCCCACGAGAGCCUGCUGGCCAAGGAGGUCGAGGACAUCGACCGUUGGGGUCUGGAUAUAUUCAAGAUAGCAGAAUUUUCAGGAAACCGCCCUCUGACGGUGAUCAUGUACACCAUCUUCCAGGAGCGGGACCUGAUGAAAACCUUUAAGAUCCCAAAUGACACCUUUAUCACCUUAAUGAUGACCUUGGAGGACCACUACCGGGCAGACGUAGCUUAUCACAACAACAUCCAUGCGGCUGAUGUGGUGCAGUCCAUCCACGUCCUCCUGUCCACCCCUGCUCUGGAGUCGGUGUUCACAGACCUGGAGAUCAUGGCGGUUCUGUUUGCCAGUGCCAUCCACGACGUUGACCACCCAGGAGUCACAAACCAGUUCCUCAUUAACACCAGUUCAGAGCUCGCGCUGAUGUACAACGACGCCUCGGUGCUGGAGAAUCACCACCUCGCUGUGGGCUUCAAACUGCUUCAAGUAGAAAACUGUGACAUCUUCCAAAACCUCACCAGGAAACAGAAAGAGUCCCUCCGAAAGAUGGUGAUUGACAUGGUGCUCGCCACGGAUAUGUCCAAACACAUGAACUUCCUGGCGGACAUGAAGACAAUGGUGGAGACCAAGAAGGUGACAAGUCUGGGAGUCCUGCUGCUAGACAACUACUCUGACCGCAUCCAGGUUCUGCAGAACAUGGUCCACUGUGCCGACCUGAGCAACCCAACCAAGCCGCUGGAACUUUACCGCAAGUGGACGGACCGCAUCAUGGUGGAGUUCUUCACCCAGGGAGACCAAGAGCGGGACAAAGGCAUGGAGAUCAGUCCCAUGUGUGACAAACACAACGCCUCCAUAGAGAAGAACCAGGUGGGCUUCAUCGACUACGUUGUCCACCCGCUGUGGGAGACAUGGGCAGACUUGGUGCACCCUGACGCCCAGGACAUCCUGGACACGCUGGAGGACAACAGGGAGUGGUAUCAGAGCAUGAUCCGCCGCAGCCCGUCGCCCUCCAGCCCCGAGGAGCACCACCUGGAGGUGAUCCCAGGGGGAGGCGAUGUGGGGGCAGGUGGGCCUGUCCUUUCAGGAGGAGGGGAUAAGUUCCAGUUUGAACUUACUCUGGAGGAAGAGGAGGAGGACGAAGAGGAGCUGGAGUCUGACCUGGAGAGCCCCUCGGCGGCAGAGUCCCAGUCGGGGGGAGAGCAGCACGGGGACUCCUCUCCGUCUUUGUCCCCGGACCCCCGCAGCAACAGCAGGUACCGCCCCCCUUCGCCUCACCCGUCUCGGGCCCUGAAUCCGGCCGCCUUGUCGGUGCGGAGCCUCGACAGGACGCUGGCCUUCCCAGGUCGGGGGGGCGCCGACCGGGACAGAGAACUGAGCCUGGAGGGUGACGGGGUGGCGCGGACGGGCACGUAACCAGCGGCGCCUCCCCCCGCCUUACAGACACGAGUGCUGAAUGUGGAGAGACGGAGGCAGGACGCGCCUUCACUGUAAAACACUACAGCCCCUUUACACUGGAGACACCGGCUCCGCAGAGACAGAGGGACGCGUACCCUCUGUUCUCAUUUUAUAUUUUAAGAGAGUCCUUUCGGCCUCUCUUUGUGUGCACUGGAUGACCCCUGUGUCCCAUCCUGCUUCGUUGUAGCCCUGAGCUUAGAGUGUCCCCGACAAAAGACUGCUUCGACCCAACUGCUGAGAAGAGCGGAGCCAAGUCGAGAUACUCUUAACAAGAACAAGAGAUAAAGGAGACGUCUUCCUCCAAAAUAACUGUUUAUGACAUUCAGACAGGGGAAUGAAGAUCGCUGUGGUCUGACAGGGUCUUGAACUUACUUUGCACCGUAGUUUUGAUUUAUUACAUGAAAUGACUGAGUCCGGUUGGAAUAUACGAGUAUGACUUCUUUGAGAAUGAUGUAGGAUGUGAAUUAUUUUACCAAAUGCAGGCUGUGGUUGAGAGAAAAUUGAUGGACCUAAACCUCAGGGUAGAGAAACAAAUCUAAUGUAGCACGGAUGUAGUGGGUAACCCUCACCUGAUCUUUGACCCCCAAACUGCCUUUCCUGUUUGAUGUACCUCCAAACCACAACUUCUAAGACUUUGUUUAACCUGCGUGUCUUCACAUUAAAUUGAGCCCUUUAAAAGAACAUUUGGCAACUGAAGCAAUCAAAUAUGAUGUAUUUAAACCAGCUUGUAGCACCAGAGCGAAUCAGCACUGAAGUGGGCUGUGCCCCAGUCUCACAUGAUGGAAGUACAAGACACCCCCUGUAUAACUAGUUUGGGCUUCUUCUUUUACCGGAGAUCAUUUCAAAUGGUGUCACUGUUUUAGGAUUCUGAACAGUUGUACGUUUGCUGGUCUUUUCUGUGUUUUGUUUUAUUUUUUAUCAGGGUGCCUCCGGUCCGCAGUAGCACUUUACCGUCUUUGCCCUUCAGCUCUUUGAUCCUGUCAGACAAAGGGCUCCGUCCACUGUAGGCCUACUGAUCACACAGACACAGUACAGGACGCCUGACUAAGGUACCGGGAGGGAGAGCAGGAAACUCAACGGUGAUAUUUAGCUGCAAUGUUCUCUGAAAAUGAUCCCUGUUGAGAAAGUGCCCCAUCCAGCCAGGAUGUGAGCCUUUCUGAACCACGCGAAAACUUUUCCUUUAAGGAUAUUUCUGAUGUCGUAUAUACAUUUUUCUUGUUGAAAAUAAAUUCCAUGAAAAGAUUUUAGUCCACUGCUCAAUACUUCACUCUGCGGGGUCUCAGCCCCCUAGACCGCUUGUUUCUACAACGGAAUCCAGACUUUUACGACUUUUGUUUCUGUAAAAACGUGGCUCCUAACCAGAGAUAUCGAGCCCUUUAGCUGUGGAUUAAUACACGUUCGUUAAGUUAUGUAUUUACAGCAGCAGGACAGUGUAGAUUGGUCCAGGUCAAACCACAAUGGACAAGUUCAUUGAUUGAUUGUCAUGCCUUUUGAUGGACUUUGUUGAUAGUAGGAAAAAUCUGGAAUAUUACAUUUAUCCUUUUCAGACAUGUCAUCUAAAAUGCAUUUCCUUUAUGAAACCUGAAAUAAUGAACCGGAUUUGGAUCAAAUAUUACCAAAAAGCUUACAUUCACCCACAAGCAAAUUCCCUUACUCAUACUGUCAAAUAAAUCACCGUGGUGUUUCCUGCCCUGCUGACAGGGUCUGUUGUAGUGAUCAAACUAACCAGAUUGUGUUCAUCAGGUCACCUGAUCGGUGAAGCCUGUCUGAGAUUACUGUGUGCCACGAGGGAGGACCCCUCUCCCCACCGCCUACAAUGCUGUACAUUUUUACACUAGAAACUGUCACUUGAUUGUAUCAAAGUCUUUGAGUUUUUACGAGUGAUACGCGUUUCCAGACUUUGCCGCUUGUGAAUGUUCACCUUCAGUCUCGAGCAGUGUUCCCCCGAGGUAGAAAAACCAGGAAGUAAACAAGCACUACACAAAAGGUAUGACGCACUUCCCAGUUGGGCAGUCGAAAAAAAACAAAAAAAAGUCCCAUCAAUGUUUCAUUAACUCAGCUUUACCAUUUUUGAUGCAGUUGCGCUGGCGCUGAUUGUAAGACUAUUAGGGUUUGUAACGUGCCAAGCCUCACCGCGUGGUUUCAUCUUAAAUAUAAACUACACAUGUCAUGUCUGCAGCUGUUCUUAGCGUGUUUGCCUUUAAAACUUGUGUGAAAUUAAGCAACAUGGAAAUAGUUUGCCUUUUUUGAUCCACUUUAAGCAUCUUAUAAAAAGUCCAUGAUGAAAUAGUUGAGGGAUUAAUGUUCAUUAUUCAGGCUUUGCCUACAGCGCCAUCAACAGGCCAGUUUACAGUUGCACAAAAUGUCAAUUAGUGGAAAGGUUUAGGCACCCAGACAAUACUUGUUUGGCCAUUAUUAUUUUAGUUACAGGAAAGGGAGCAGUUUUUCGGUAAUGUGAUUUUUUUUACGUUGCUCUGAUCAAUUACAUUUUUUCUAAGCUUUAGAUUGUCCCUAAUAUUAGUGUAUGCAAUAAAAACUUCACUAUUGGUUGAAUACAACCAAUAAAGCCCAGUCAGACGGCACUUUGUAUAAUCCAAGUCAGUCUCUUUUACAAGAAGUAGGAUAUAUGGGUCUAAAGUACAGGAAGAUCCUUUUACAUCCAUCAGGUGAUACUUUGAAGCAAGAAAACUAGUCACAUUUCUUAUUUAAUUGCAUGUGGAUUUAAAACAGUAAUUGAGUUCAGCCAGCUGAAUGUAGUUUGUAGCCUAGUGAUCAAAAGGUUCCAUCGGCAUGUGAAACACGGCAGUGUGGCUCUUCACAGGAAGACGUCCCUGACCUACAGUGUUAAAUGUAUUCAUGAGCAGGAGAGUCUCACAGAUUCCGUCACCAUUGUUCAUGCCGUCCGUGUCGUACAAACAGCUAUAAAAAGAUAUUUAUUCAAAGCUUGUAUGUUGAGACAGUACUGUAACAUAGGACAUUUUAUUUCAUGUCCUAAAGCCUGAAAAUCAAGUAUACGUAUGCCACUCCAAUGUUUUCGUCAAAGAAUACUAUAUUUUUGUUUGUCAUUCUAAGCCAAAAGACUGAGGAGUCCAGGGUGAUUCAAGAGGAAAAUGCCAAUAAAUAUGGAAAUCUA
Molecule: messenger RNA, 5949 nt
Organism: Gasterosteus aculeatus aculeatus (three-spined stickleback)
Lineage: Eukaryota; Metazoa; Chordata; Actinopteri; Perciformes; Gasterosteidae
Product: 3',5'-cyclic-AMP phosphodiesterase 4C
Biological process (GO): signal transduction
Molecular function (GO): 3',5'-cyclic-nucleotide phosphodiesterase activity
Source: RefSeq, a predicted model, not a curated record